This is a messenger RNA of Ogataea philodendri, 708 nucleotides long. RefSeq lists its product as uncharacterized. The coding region runs from base 1 to 708 and encodes 235 amino acids. Gene Ontology annotation, cellular component: cytoplasm. The record is from RefSeq and is a predicted model, not a curated record. Gene Ontology annotation, molecular function: ATP binding; kinase activity. The transcript has a single exon. Lineage: Eukaryota; Fungi; Ascomycota; Pichiomycetes; Pichiales; Pichiaceae.
AUGUCUUUUUUGAUAGGAGUCAGCGGAGCGUCCAGUUCGGGCAAAACAACCGUUGCAAUCACGUUGCGCGACCUUUUUCCCGGCUCUGUGCUUAUUCAUCAGGACGAUUUUUAUUUCCCGGACGAAGAUAUUCCUUUCGAUGAGGAUCUGAAAGAAUACGACUGGGACUGUCCGGAAGCCGUGAACUUUGACAAACUGAUAAGUGUUUUGCACAAAUUUAAAGAGAGCGAGUCUUAUCAGUUCACCGAAUCGUCCAAAGAAGACCCGAACUCCAGCUUGAAGGUGGACAGUGUUUGUGAAGCUGAGCUGAAACAGCUUGUUGGCAACACCAAACUGCCCCGGAUCGUCUUCGUGGACGGUUUUCUUCUCUACCAUAACCAAAAGAUCCUUGAUUUAUUAGACAUUUGUCUGUUCUACAAAACAGACUACAAAACACUUAAACAUAGACGAGAAGUUAGAAAAUACACCAUAGAUGCCGGCAUUUGGACAGAUCCACCAGGAUACUUUGACAAAAUAGUGUGGCCCCAGUACUACAAGAACCACGCCCAAUUAUUUGAGAACGCUCCCGAAAACGAGCAACAGCUCAAGGACAACACGGCUAAGCUGGUCAACCCGAAAAUCAAGACGUUCGAUAACAACGACUCCACGGACUUUAAUCAAUUGAUGCUAAAUACCGUCACAUUCAUCUGCAACAACCUAUCUCUUUGA